CCCAUCACUGAUUGUCUCCUUCUCCUCUCGUAAGACUACGACGUCAUGUCGUCCCAACCAUCCCCUCCCGGCAACCGCAAACGCAAUCGCUCUCCUUCUCGCUCUCAGCCUCUCGGCGGUGCAUCAAGCAGCAGAGCACCACUCGACGCAUCCUCACCCGGCGCUGGCCCCUCGUACUCGACCACAUCCACACCUGCCGCUGAUCCCCUUGGCGGUGCCCCCACCCCCAUUUCUUCAAUCCCACCCUCCAGCCCGCCGCAGGGCCUCAGCGACUUUGAAGACGCAGACGCAGACGAUGUAGGCGAAGAGAGUGUAGUUGACGAUGAGCUCGAUGCUCGCCGCCUUGGCGAUGGAUACCAAGGCGAAGACGAUGAGGACGAGGAUGCAGAAGGCGAGGAUCUCUUUGGCGACAACAUGCGAGACGACUACGCACACAACGCCCGCCUGGACAACUAUGACCAAGCACUUGGCAUCGAUGACGACGUGGACGACACUGAGAUGGACGCCAAUGCUCGUCGCCUCGCUGAGCUCAAGAUGUCUCGCAGAGAUCGUGCAGAGGGAAAGGGCAGGUACGGCGCUCAAAGCCGAGCACCCGCCUUCCUACAAUCGGACGAUGACCUCUCCUCCGAUGACGGCACCACUCGACGACGACGUCGACGCCAUUACGAUGAACAGGCAGCUGACGAUGAAGACGAAGGCGCAGACGAGCUUCCUCUGGAGCAGCUCGGCGACGUCAAAGCCGAAAGCAUCGCAGCUUGGGUGGCUACAGAAAGCGUCCGCCGCACCGUCGUGCGCGAGUUCCGCAACUUCCUCGUCACGUAUGUUGAUGAGAACGGCGUCUCCGUCUACGGUCAGCGCAUCAAGACGCUCGGUGAGAUGAACAGCGAGUCACUUGAAGUCUCCUUCCUCCACCUAGUCGACUCCAAGGCUAUUCUCGCCUAUUUCCUCGCGAACUCGCCCACUUCGAUGCUGCCCAUCUUCGACCAGGUCGCAUUCGACGUCAUCCUUCUCUACUACCCAUCCUACGACCGCAUUCACCCGGAGAUCCAUGUCCGCAUCUCCGACUUGCCCACGUCUUCGUCGCUGCGUGACCUCCGUCAGGCACAGCUCAACUCCCUCGUCCGCGUCAGCGGCGUCGUCACCAAGCGCUCAAGCGUAUUCCCACAGCUCAAGUACGUCAAGUUCGACUGUUUGUCGUGUGGUCACGUUCUCGGCCCCUUCUGGCAAGACGCAUCAAAGGAGGUGAAGGUCAGCUACUGCUCGAACUGCGAGAAGCGAGGGCCCUUCCGUGUCAACGCAGAGCAGACCGUCUAUCGCAACUACCAAAAGAUGACCUUGCAAGAGUCUCCCGGCAGUGUCCCCCCGGGUCGUCUCCCUCGUCACCGCGAGGUGAUCCUUCUCUGGGACCUCAUCGACUCGGCCAAGCCUGGCGAGGAGAUCGAAGUCACAGGCGUGUACCGCAACAAUUUUGACGCCAGUCUCAACACCAAGAACGGCUUCCCCGUCUUUGCCACCGUCCUCGAGGCUAAUCACAUCGCCAAGCGCGACGAUGCUUACGCUGCGUUCCGCAUGACGGAGGAGGAUGAGCGCGCAAUCCGAGCUCUAGCCCGCGACGACCGCAUUGGCAAGCGAAUCGUCAAAUCGAUGGCCCCCUCCAUCUACGGUCACGACGACAUUAAGCUGGCGGUAGCUCUAGCCUUGUUUGGCGGCGUGCCCAAGGACGUCGGAGGCAAGCAUCGCAUUCGUGGCGACAUCAAUGUGCUUCUUCUUGGUGACCCGGGAACAGCCAAAUCCCAGUUCCUCAAGUACGUCGAGAAGACUGCCUCCCGUGCUAUCUUCACCACUGGCCAAGGAGCAAGCGCAGUCGGUCUCACUGCCAGCGUGCGUAAGGAUCCUAUGACCCUCGAAUGGACGCUGGAGGGCGGCGCUCUCGUGCUCGCAGACAAGGGUGUAUGCCUCAUCGACGAGUUCGACAAGAUGAACGACGCCGACCGCACUUCCAUUCACGAAGCCAUGGAGCAGCAGUCCAUCUCUAUCUCCAAGGCUGGAAUUGUUACCACUCUUCAAGCGCGCUGCGCAAUCGUAGCUGCGGCCAACCCGAUUCGCGGCCGAUACAACCCUACGAUCCCCUUCAGCCAGAACGUGGAGCUCACUGAGCCCAUCCUCUCGCGUUUCGACGUCCUCUGCGUCGUCAAAGACACUGUUGACCCAGUCAAGGACGACAUGCUUGCGCGCUUCGUCGUCGGCUCGCACCUGCGCUCUCACCCAGGCUUCGAUGAGGAAGUGGAUGAGGCUCGCGUAGCCACAAGCCUGGAUGCGGACCUGAUCCCUCAAGACCUUUUGCGAAAGUACAUCAUGUAUGCGCGAGACCGUAUUCGCCCCAAGCUCCACGCUCUCGACCAGGAUCGCCUUUCCCGCUUGUACGCAGACCUGCGUCGCGAGUCUCUCUCCACCGGCUCGUACCCCAUCACCGUGCGCCACCUGGAGAGCAUGAUCCGUAUGGCCGAGGCCAGCGCCAAGAUGCACCUUCGCGAGUUUGUGCGCUCAGACGACAUUGACGUGGCCAUCGGUGCUACGGUGGAGAGUUUCGUGUCGGCACAGAAGAUGAGCGUCAAGAAGACGCUUCAGCGUGGUUUCAGGCGAUACACUGCCACGAACAAGGACCACGAGGAGGUGCUCGCUUUCAUCCUCGGCGGCAUUGUCAAGGAUCGGAUGCGCUUCGCCAGUCUGCGCGCCCAGCAGCAGCAGCGUGGUGGUGCCACAGAGGGGGAGACGACCAUCACUGUUCCCGCUUCGGAGCUCGAGAAGCGCGCAAAGGACAUGGCGGACAUCUAUGAUGUCAGGCCCUUCCUGGGCUCGAGGCUGUUCACCGCCAAUGGGUACUCGUGGGAUGAGGCAACGAGGAGUAUUCAGAAGACGUUCAGUGGGAGCGCGCGCUAGAUAACUCAAAGCUACCCAAUGCUCGCUCUGCUCGCUCUGCUCGUUCGUUCGUCUCUGGCUUUGUCCUGCUCGAUACCUCGUUGUCACCUCUCGUGCUCUUGAUCGAUCUUUCUGUAUCUACUCGUCUCGCUCUUGCGCUUCUCUACUUCUGGCCUGUUUCCUUUGCCUCUCUGCCCUGCACAUCAAUGACAAUUGAUUCACUCUAUGUUC
Jaminaea rosea is the source of this 3150-nucleotide messenger RNA. Its product is annotated as MCM-domain-containing protein. The record is from RefSeq and is a predicted model, not a curated record. Gene Ontology annotation, cellular component: MCM complex; nucleus. Gene Ontology annotation, molecular function: 3'-5' DNA helicase activity; single-stranded DNA helicase activity; single-stranded DNA binding. The coding region runs from base 46 to 2940 and encodes 964 amino acids. NCBI's taxonomy places the organism in Eukaryota, Fungi, Basidiomycota, Exobasidiomycetes, Microstromatales. The transcript is spliced from 2 exons. Gene Ontology annotation, biological process: mitotic DNA replication initiation; double-strand break repair via break-induced replication; DNA replication.